Molecule: messenger RNA, 9601 nt
Organism: Cercospora beticola
Lineage: Eukaryota; Fungi; Ascomycota; Dothideomycetes; Mycosphaerellales; Mycosphaerellaceae
Product: FMP27 family protein
Source: RefSeq, a predicted model, not a curated record
AUGAUCGCUGUCAAUCAGCCGCGCAUCAUCUUGCAGCUCCUCGCAGUGAAUGUGCACUGAUCGAUAGCAAAACAUCCAUCUCUCUCCUCUUCCUGCAGUCAACGGCCGCUCCACUCUCUCGCGGCACUGCCAGCACAUACCGACACCUGUUUCGCUCUUCACUCGCGCCCAUAUUCCCGCCGUCUUGCCCGCUGCCGCUGCCUGCAUGCAUACGUCCUCCCGCUCCGCCACGAUUAUCCCCGCGGACCACACGAGCACACGACCCACGAACACCGAUACCGCAUUCCACGACCUCACGAAUUGACACGAGACUAUGAACGCCGCAAUCUUCACUGUAGAGCGCGUCACUGAACUACGCGCACCCGAAGUGCACUGAUGGAUAGAGCGCAUUCGUAUUCGACAUGCCUGUGCCGACCCUGUCCUUCUUGCUGGGGCUAGUAGUCGUCGGCUAUCUCUUCACGUUCGUCGUCUUUGCCGUUCUGCGCAUCGUCACUGGUGUCUCCAUACAGCGGGUGGGUUAUUCGGGCUUCCGACGCAUCGCCUUCUCUCCGCGGAAUGGCCUCAAGAUCAACAUUCGCGGCAUUGGUCUGUCUGUUCACCGCCCGACAUUCGCCCUGCCAACAUGGUGCAGCUUGGUCAUUACGGAGUUAGUGGUCACGGUAGAUUUGAGAGCAUUGGAUGAGACUCGACGGAGACAUGGCGCCGAAGGAGAGAAGAAAGAACGGCCUAAGACGCCGGUAGACCAGCAGGAUGCAGAUGGGCAUGGUAAGCUGUGGAGGCAGCUGACGGAAGUCAAAGAGAAGAUCAAGAGGCUGCAUCGACAAAUUGGGUGGCUGAGGCUGUUUGAUCUGAUCGCAACAGCAGUGACGCUGAACGUCGUGGGAGUCGGAUCUGUCCGGAUGGAGCGCUUGACCAUGUCGGUGGACACGAGAUCGCAGACAGUGGACCGGAGCAGGCUAUUCCAGCACCACAAGCACCGACCGGAUACGCAAUGUCCUGCCGAGUGGAAGGCUUUGAUCAGGAGCGUGCUGUUCACUCCGGAAGGCCGAGACUCUACUGAGGUGCUCGACUACUGCACGGUGAACAUACACGGAAUGCUACAUCGUGACCGGGAGGGUCUGCGUGAUGCGUCUAUCGCACUCAAGCUUGGACGUGUAAACGUGCCGUACGAUGACAUCGAGCAUGCCAAGCGGUUGGCGGAUCUGCUUCGCGGCAGAUAUGCUCAACCACAAGGCGACAGGCGCGGCUCGAGCGAUCACCUGGCAGCUGUUGUGGGUGAAUUGGACGAUCCUGGGAGUCGCGACAAUCACAUCGUGCGCGCUGUGUCCGAUUCCCGAGCUUUCAUCGCCUCCGUACUUCGAGGGAUUCAGGAAGUGCAGUUCGCCGUAGGUUUCGUCGGCCUGUCUAAGAAGUUGUCCAUCAAAGCCCACGGCGACAGAAACGUCUAUUUCAACUUCGCAAUGAAGGAACUGGGCUUCGAUAUUCUGCGGUUGGAUCCUAAGAGUCCAGCGCACAGGAUGUACUUCUCAACCAAGGAUGUCGCACAUCAAGGUCUCCUGACAGGCAUCGCAAUUGCUGCGGGCAUUGACGAUGGUCUUGAACACCCGGAACGCAUGCUAUAUGUGCCUAUGAUCACUGCAACAGUCAAGACAACGCUCCCUUCGCGUACCAUUCAAGCUACCAGAGAUGACGGGCCUACUGAUCGCAAUACUAAUAUGCUUUACGCCAACUUUGUCUGCACCUCUCCUUCAGUGGAUUUGGACCCGAAGCAUUUGCCACUGGUCCGUGAGAUAUUGAAACGAAGAUCCAGACGCCCUCAACACGAUCAACCUUCGUCGACACAUCACCACAUGAUAUCCCAGCUGUUGCCCAAGGCACAUGUCAAGUUCUCUGUGCAGGAGCCAGUUCUCCGUAUAUCGCUACCUCCCAUGGACAAAGCUAAUGCCGAAGAGGGCGAUUUUGACCUGCUGAUAUCCUCUGUAUCCUCUGUUGCAUGGGAGUGCGAGUCAUCACAUGCGACCGAUGGUCGCCUGCAUUAUAGCUUGAACUCCUACUAUCGCCAUUCCAGACACAAGCUAUACUACCAGAGUGCAGCUGGAGACAGACACGAUCUUCUGCAGAGCGACUUUGUGGAAGUACAGGUAGACGUCAAUGCCAUUCCAGACGUUUCGGUCAUUGCUUCCGGGCGAGCACAAUCGUACACUGUCUUUCUGGUCCGCCCGGACAUAUGCGAAGGCGUGCGCCAAGUCGUCCAACAACUCCGGCGGAAUGUACUCGCGAGCAAUCCCACUGGCAGCAAAGCACAAGCAAGUUUUUUGCGUCGGGCGCCAAACUGGCUGCAACAAUUCAAAUUCGAAGGUUCUGACUUUGGUUUGGAGCUUGCGGGAGUUGACGAGCAAGUCUCGAAGGAUUCGCGUGGUUUUGGCCUACAGCUGGAAUCGUGGGCGAUAGAGUACAAAUCCCAACGAGACGAUGCGUCGGUGACCUCGGACCCAACCGAUCGUCGAAAAUCAAUCAUCAGGACACCUAACAAGGACAAAUCAUCAAAGCAUGGCGAGCAUCAUUCACAUCGCAAGCGCUAUCACAGCUAUGCUGAUGGCCGUCGGCUCACAUUUCAUAUACAAAAUCUCGAGGGUCUUAUUGUCGAUUCCAUCGAAAACUCAGAAUCCGAGUCUUUCCUAUCGGUGCCGCGAUUCGAGGUUGCCUUUUCUACAUCGACGGAUGCCCAGGGGCCCAUAUUCCAUGUCAAUUCUUUCGCAAAGAGUAUCCUGUUGCAAUACUCUCUAUACAACCACUUCGCCAUUGGCGUUGCUGCCACCGUGAUUAAGAAGACUUUCUUGGAUCGCGGGGAGGACAAGCCGCCCAUCCCAGGUCUUAGUCGAGCACAAAGUGGAGGUCUGUCUGUGGCUGACCCUCAACUUGUAGAGCUUGCCGGUCGCGAGAUCACUGCGAUCGAUUUUAAAGCAAGCUUGCUUCAGAUAAAAGCGAAGACACCCGCCGACCCUCCAAUGAUGUUACAAAUCUGCUACCUCGAAUGUGGCCGGCAUCGAUGGUCUUCGCCUUUUCUGCGCACUAAAAACGCACGGCUAUAUGUCAAGGCUCCCGCGACAAGGACUGCGUGGAGUCGCGUUGUCAUCGUCAAAAUACUUCGCCUCGAUCUGCGCGAUGUGCGGCGGAAAGUUGGCAAGAACACGUUGAGCGAGAAGUCCAUCGAUGUCGCAUCUGAAGCCAUCAGGAUAUCCAUACCGCAUUCACUCGAAGUGCACGCAAUAUUUGACAACAUCACGAACAUUGUGAAGACAUCAAAGCAGAUGCAACACCAUUUCCGGACAGGUACGAAUGACUACAUCCUCGCCAAGGAGCCCGAAGGCCCCAAGCACGUUCCUCGGAUCACCGUGCGCAGUCAGAUCUUCCUGUUUGAUAUCGAAGAUAGCCUUUUCGAAUCCAAACUCGGGGCUAUCUAUCGCGCAGGGCUGCUAGAGCAAAAGCAGAGGCUUGCCCGGGAGGAAGCGUUCGAGCUGAAGAAGAAACGUCUAUCUCGAAGCAAGCAGAAAGGAUCGUCGAGGCUUCGAGCACAGUCUGCUCAGAUCGGACAUUCUUCGCGCUCGAGGUCUCGCAACCGGCAACCCAAUCCUCCCAAGCGCAGUCAAAGCAUAGAGGGCGAGAGACUUAGUCCUAGAGAUAGCUAUCGCCACAGGCGUGGCCGCAGCAUGCGCUACGACGCAGAGGGAAAAUGCGGCAUCAGCGAGUCCGCUGCUGUCUCGAUCGACAAAGCACGGGAGAAGCUGGACAUCUACAACGCGCAGUCGUGGAAAGCUCGCAUUGAUCGCGUAAAGACCUUCCAGAGCCAUGCUAUCAAGGAGAUUCGCAAACUGUUCGGCGUGUCGGAUGACAUUGACGAUGUGGACCAGAGUGAGCCUAUCCUUUCAUGGAGUAGGCGGCCGGGUCUGGCAGUGGUCGCAAUCACGGAUCUGGGCAUUACCGUCGAUAAGCCGACCUUUCCCAUUGAGGAGUACUCGAAAUUCCUCCAUAGUGUCGGCAAGGGCAUGCCACGAAACAUGGAAUAUGGUCUUUUGAUCCCCAUGAAUGUGCACCUCACGAUGGGCGAGGCACGCGUACAGCUGCGCGACUACCCCUUGCCUAUGCUUCACAUCCCAACAUUGGCGGCUGGUCAGUCCGCUCGACUACCCGCGAUGUCAGUACGAACAGAUUUUGUGAUCGCCGAAGAAUUUCGUGAUGUCGAGUCGCAGCGCAGUGUCACUGUGCAGGUCGUGCCUCCCGACAAAAUGCAGGCCGGCGCAAAGGGCUUUUCCAUUGAUGUUCAACGCACCAUUUCCGCUGUCAAGACGUAUUCUGACAUCAAAAUUGAGAUCAAUACAAGCAAUCCGACAAAAAUAUCUUGGUCAACAUCGUAUCAGCCUGCCAUUCAAGACACGAUGCAGGUCAUUGAGAAUUUCACGAAGCCGCCAGUCGAUCCCUCAGAUCGCGUUGGCUUCUGGGACAAGAUACGCCUGUCCUUCCACUCUCGAAUUAAUGUUGCCUGGAAAGGUGAUGGCGAUGUCCACUUCCUCAUCAAGGGGUCUAGGGAUCCUUACGUUGUUACUGGCCAAGGCGCUGGUUUGGUAAUGGUUUGGCGGGACAAUGUCAAUUGGAACAUUGCCCAGCACAGCGAUCCUCGCAAGUUCUUCACCGUCGACAGCGGCGAGUACAUUCUCGCUGUGCCUGACUUCUCCAACUACGCUCGUCAUUCGCAAGAGCUGGAGAAUCUUGACGAUGGUAGCACAUCGAGCUCGAGCAUCACGAAGAACAACGCCCACUUCAAGAAGGUCGUCAUGAAGCUUUCAGGCAAGGUCACAUGGCUUGCCGGACUCAUGUUUGAGCGCGACGUUGGAGACGGCAAACGAAGCUUCAAGUUCAAACCGCACUACGAUGUUGUGCUGAAACAUCCAGAUUUUGCUAAGAACGGCCCGAAUGGCGAAGAGUAUGAUGCCUUCCGCGAUUUCAGGAGCCACCACAUCCACAUGUCGAUCGCUGUCUCUGCGCCCCAUGAUCGAGAUUGGUCAGUCAACAACCUCAAGCCGUCGAACAACUACAAUUCGGUCCAUCUCACCCCUCGCUUCUUUUCUCACUUCUACAGCUGGUGGUCAAUGUUCUCUGGCGUCAUGUCCUUGCCAAUCAAGCAAGGACCGCUGUGGGGCAUCCAAGAGAAGAAGAGUAAGAAGUUCGGUCGUCAUAUGGCCACGAUCAAGUACAACUUGCUGCUGUCGCCAUUGUUCAUCAGCCAUGUCUACAAACACAAAGACGCCGAAGACUACGCAUCGCAGUCCGUCUCUGCUACUGGACUCAAGAUGCGACUGGACAGUUUCAUGUUGGAUCUGCAUCAAAGGCGAGAGUAUUUCGAUCUGAAAGGUAAAGAGGGCGCUCGCGCCAAGACAACAAGUGGUAUGCGCAUCAACUCGGCACAGCUCGACUUCAUCUCGGCCGAUUUGCGUGCUCUGUCUGCUGCCAUAGUAGGCACCAGAGCAGAAGACAUCGAAAAGGCCAAUGACGAAACGCUUGCCUCGCUCCACGGGCAAGUGCCUUUGGUGGACAUGUCGAAGUUCGAUAUCCCAGACAAUGAUUUCUCCUGGAUCGAUAUGGAUGAUUUUGUAGAGCUGGACUGGAUCCUCCCCGCCGAGGCUGACCCAGAAACAAAGAUCUUACCUUUGGGGUACGCCCCGCGAUUCACUUAUUUCCGGCAAACAGACCACAACGGCACCAUUGCCGGGGAUCCAUCGCGGACGAGUCCAUUUGGCGAAGAGCCAACUCAUUACUGUGUCAUGUCGCAGAAAAACGAUCCACGACGCGUCCAGGCCGAACUCAUCGAGCGUCGACUGACGUUGAUCAAAGAAAAGCAAGAACAGAACACAAGGACACUGGGCGAGCAAGAAGUUUUGUUGGUACGGGAGAGUUCCCAAAACAAGGAGGCGGUGGAAGCAUUACAAGCGAAAGUAGACGCCUUGAGGAAUCACACGAAGUCCUUAGAAGGCAAACACCAAUUCCUUCAAAACAUUCUCGACGAACUUCUUCAACGACUGAAUGACGAAGAUCCUUCGGCAGUUCCUGAUCUGGAAACCAGCGAGAAGUUCUUCGAAGCGCAUGAAAAUCCUUACGCCAACACUUCUGAUCCUGCGCACGUCGACGGAGCUCCCCUAGCGGACUACACUAGCGAUUUCAACAACCGCUUCAUCGUGCACAAUGCGCAGAUUAAAUGGAACAAUUCGCUCAGGAACAUUAUCUUGCGCUAUAUUCAUCAGAAUGGUCAAAGGCGUGGUUUUGUAUACUACAUGUCACGCCGCGCAGUCAAAUUCAUUCUGGACGUGCUCGAAGAGCGGAAGAAUGGCGACAGUCCAUCGACACCAAAGCGGCAGAAGUCGUACGCCACACAGUACAGAGUCAUGUCGCCGGACGCGGAUGACGAUGAGACCGUCCAGGACCGCAUCGACGAGCUGCUUCGCGAUGGUCGUAGUUUUGUCGACGCUGACGAGGCGGACAAGCUCGAUCGAUGGACGACCAAUGGUACUGGUGGACCAAUGGAUGACAUUGCUAUGGAGUUUGCUGCGCUCAACACGUAUCAUUUCCGCCUGAUCGCUCCGCAAGUCCAGCUGCAAAGCGAAAAGAACCCCAAAUCGGCUGUACUCGUCACGGCUAAGGGAAUGCAGUUGAAAGUCAUCCAAAUCAUGGAGAAGGACAAAAUCGACGACGACGUCAGUGGUCUGGUACAACGACGCUUCAAUGCUGCCGCAGACAGUGUGCAGAUGUUUGUUACAAGUACCAAGAACUUCUCUACCGAAUACUUGCACUUCUACUCUGCCAAUCGAUAUGGUGUCAAAGCUGGUACAUAUUGGCCUCCGUGGGCUCCGAUGGAAAUCAUGUUCGAAUUCCAAACAAAUCCUUACGGAUUCAAUCGCGUUGUGCAUAGGACGUCAGCAAGCUUGCGAUACGACAAGUACAACCAACUGCGUCUCAAAUACAACGAUGACAUCUCUGGUGGCGAGCCAACCACAGCUGAGAGUGCAGAAGAGGCCGAAACCCGCAUGGAUCACGUUUGGCUGGAGUUCCCACAGUUCCGCGCCAUAUGCGACUCGACGCAGUACUUCGCAAUGUACGUGAUCGCCAUGGAUCUUCUGCUAUACAAUGAGCCUCUUGAGAAGACUAGAAGCGAACGACUUGAGAAGAUCAUGUUGGCGUCCGACUUCAGUGAUUUGACCGGCGCCCCUGAGAUGGUGCAAAUGCUGCAAGAACGUAUCAGGCAACUUGAGGAGAUCAAGAUGCACUUCCAGGUCAAUGAGAAAUUCCUCGAUCGCCAAGGCUGGAAGGACAGAAUUAAGCUGGAUCAAGAGCUAGCCAGUUGUGAAGACGAGCUUUUCUUCAUGAUGAAAGCUAUUACCACUUCUCAGCAACAUGUCGAGGAGCGCAGAGAGCCGGAGAAUAGUAGCGGCUUCAUGCACAUCCACAUCGCAUCUCGCGAGAUCGCAUGGCACCUGAUUCAAGAAAUGGGCGAAUCGCUCAUCGAAUUGCAGCUCAAGGAUGCUAGCUUCGAUCGGACUGACAAUUAUGAUGGGUCGAACUACAAUAGCGUGGAGAUCACUCGCAUCAAUGGCUACAAUCUGCUGAAGGAUGCGAUCUAUCCUGAGAUCAUAUCACCCUUCACGGACGAGGGCAAGGGCGGUCGCAGGCUGCGCGACGGCAAAAUGCUACGUGUUCAAUGGCUGAUGCUUGAAGCUAUUGCCGGCAUACCUGUUGUGGACUACUUUGAAGUCGAUCUGGUGCCGCUGAGAUUGCAGAUAGAGCGAGAUGUCGCCAAGAGGAUAUUCGAGUACAUCUUUCCCGGCGUGGGAGGUAGUGCCUUCGACGGAGGCUUCUCGCCAUUCAUGGUCAAGAACAUGCUGCCUGCGGAAGAUGGAAAGGACGAGGAGGCUGAGCGGGAGACUACUCCACAGUCAUCAUUCGAGUCAACAAUCACGGACCACGUUGAUAUGCAAAGCGAUCCCAACGGCCCAGGCUCUCUGGAUGCACGAUUGAAGCCUACUUUGACCUUGACCAAGCACAAGAAGACAAAGUCCGAGACCAAGGGUCUAGGCAUCUCCAACGCCAAUCAUCACGGCCUGCAUGCUCUGACGAUCUUCCAACACUCCGACAAAUCCACUCGAAGCAGUCCCGGUGCGAGAUCUCCUGCAUCUCGCAGCGCUCUGUCACAAUCGAACCUCACGCCAGCACGAACGCCUAGUCAGCGCUCAUUGUCCACGAUGCAUAGUACUGCCGAUAGCGACGACCGUGACAGCAAGUAUGAGAAGAGCAAGCGACUCGCAGCGGCAUACCAGAAAGCCAGUGAAGACAAGAAGAAGAAAGAAAAGGAGAAGGAAAAGGACGGCCCUACUGAUGAUCUGACGCAGAUGAUGAGCAGAGCUUCGAACUACAUGACACUUGCUUAUGUCAAGAUCCCAAGCAUGGUCCUUUGCUUGUCGUACAAAGGCCAAGGGAAGCGUAAUAUCGAAGACGUGCACGAUUUGGUCUUCAAGUUGCCAACACUCGAAUAUCGCAACAAGACAUGGUCAAAUCUCGAUCUGGCCAUGCAGCUCAAGAAGGAUGUUGUUCGAGCGCUGAUUAGUCAUGCUGGAGCGAUCGUCGGCAACAAGUUCAGUCACCACAAGCCAAACAAGCAAGUCACAUCGAAGCUGAGAGAGCUGGCGAACAGAAGCACGUUCAUGAGUGCCAACAGCAGCCAGGCCGCGUGGGCUGGUGGACAAAGUGGGACAGUCGACUGGACAACAACAACGAGCUCCGAGACAAGCAGCUUCAUGGAAAACAGUAUGGCAGAUGCAUCUGGUCGACCGUACAGUGCGAGACCUGCAAGCAGCCAUGUCGCUCGGAGCAUGAGCUACUCUUCCUACGACGACUCCAGUCCUGAACUGCGCUUCUCCGAGGACGGCGCCAGAAGCUUCAUGACCAACGGCGAGAAUGGAUCAUCUAUCAAACCGCCGCCCUCGCAGCACGGAAAUAAUGCGUCGCCAAAGUCACUACCAGGUCUGCGACUCUCGCCACCGAGCGCGACCAAUACAGAUGACUCGCGCAAUCGUGCAGUCUCCAUCACGAGACAUCUGACUGGUCUGAGUGAUCGCCUGAAGCAAAAAUCUUCGACUUCAACGAGCUCGAAUAGCCAGAGUCACAAUAGUCUUCCUGUCGCUGCAGCCGAGCCCUCAGCUGAAGACGUCGAAGAGUCGAAGAGAAAGCGGAAUUUGCUUCUGGGACCGCAGAAGUUACUGGGGAGGUUGAGAGAUUAGAGAUGAGGAGAACCGGGGAAGUUUUCUUUUAUGCAUAGCGCGGGUUGUUUCUUUCAUGAGCGGAGACUCUUGUCUGGUUGGACAUGCUGAUACCCGCGACUUUCGCUUCGCUCUGAUUGUUUUUGAGUUACUUCUAGGGAUAGGAUCUGGUCUUUGGCAUGGGAAGAAGGUUGGAGGGAACAGCACCUGAGGCGUUUUCGACGUUUUGCUUCUUCCACGAAAAAGCCUGAUUGUGGUUUGUAUGGCUGCAUCGAAGCGACAGGGAACUUGUGUAUAGG